Vespa velutina is the source of this 4730-nucleotide messenger RNA. It is a transcript of the gene Gli, whose product is annotated as cholinesterase. The coding region runs from base 541 to 3156 and encodes 871 amino acids. Gene Ontology annotation, cellular component: septate junction; cell surface; tricellular tight junction. Lineage: Eukaryota; Metazoa; Arthropoda; Insecta; Hymenoptera; Vespidae. The record is from RefSeq and is a predicted model, not a curated record. The transcript is spliced from 13 exons.
AGAAGAAUUAACCCGAAUGAAGAUAAGAAGAUAAAAAGAUAACACCUUGAUCGUUCGUCACUUAUCGUACGUAUCGUUCAAUACGGAAAGAAGAACAAAAAGAAAAAAGAAGAAAUAAGAAGAAAAUUCUAGUUUCUCUAUAUGGAAAGAUCUUACUUUCGCGGUUAAUGCACAUUACCUUUCCCUUUUUCAUCUUCGACGAGAACGAGAGUUCUACUACGUCAAACGAUCGUACGUGCGCGCGUGCACACGACUCGUUCUUUCUGUUUACGAAACAAACUUGUGAAGACACGAUGUGACGUAUGUAAAAGAGAAAGAGAGAAAGAUAGAAAGAGAGAGAAAAAGAGGGAGAGUUACUUACUUCAGUUCAUUGAGUGACGCGCGCGCGUCCACACGUAAACAUUUACGUAUGUGUUAGUAAAUACGUAAAACAUAUACAUAUAUACACGUACGUACGUACGUUUGGACAACGACCACACCUAUAAGAUUCAAGAGAUAGAAAGAUAGACAGGACGCUUUCGUUUGUACGCGUGCAGAAAGAUGGCCGCGUCGUUUAACCGUCAUCAUUCAUCGGCUACAUACAACAUUAUUAUAUUCAUCGUUUAUAUUUGUUUCUAUCUUGAUACGUGUCCUAUAAUUCUCAGCGAAGAAAGAAUUUCUCAAGGUAGCAGAUAUUAUAAUCGUGAUGGCGUUUAUGUGCCACCGAAUCCAGCCGGCUAUCAGACCUAUGUCUACAAAGAUAGGAGAUAUGGAUAUCAACCUAGCUACCUUGAUCCUAUUUACAGGGGUCCAACUAGGGCUCCAGAGGAUCGUUACCUUUAUGGGGACAUGACACCUAGUGUACCGUUACCUGGAAUACUCGGUGGAUGGCGACAGGAUCUUCAAGGAAAGGAGAGACGGGAUUCUACAAAUUUAAAAACCGAUGUUUUUGUUACAACCAGAUAUGGACAAGUUCAAGGGUUUAAAGUUAAUUUAUAUGACGAUCCGAAUGCACAGCAUAGACCUUGGAAUGUACAAGUUGAAAGAAUUACAAAAAAUGUUAAUGUAUUUCUGGGAAUACCUUAUGCUAUGCCACCUACGAAGGAUGGUCGUUUCAAGCCACCAAAGCCACAUAGAGGAUGGCAACUCUUACAGGCUGUUGAUUGGGGUCCAGCGUGUCCACAACCCAGCUCAUAUACUGGGGCUACAAAAGGAGUGCGCGAUGUAGACGAAGAUUGUUUGUACUUAAAUAUCUUUUCACCCAAUAUUGAUUCAGGUUUAGCACAGCCAUAUUCAGUGAUGCUUUAUAUACAUGGAGGUGAAUUUACUCAUGGCGCAAGUAAUUUAUUUCCGGCACAUAUAUUGGCAGCAUUUUAUGACGUUGUAGUUGUAUCUAUAAAUUAUAGAUUGGGAGCGCUUGGAUUUUUAAGUACAGGGGAUGAAAAUAGUCCAGGAAAUUAUGGUAUUUUAGAUCAAGCAAUGGCAUUACGAUGGGUUUAUGAUAAUAUUGGUGAUUUUAAUGGUAAUCCUGAUGCGAUAACAUUGUUUGGGCCUGGAGCUGGUGGAGCAAGCGCAGGCUUAUUAAUGGUAGCACCUAGAACACGACAAAUGGUUUCAAAAGUUAUUGCACAAUCGGGCUCGGCAUUAGCCGAUUGGGCAGUAAUAAUGGAUAAAUAUAGAGCACAAAAUACAUCAAGAGUUUAUGCAGAAAUGCUUGGUUGUAGUAUAGAGAGCAGUUGGAAAUUAGUGCAAUGCUUGAAAGAUGGUCGUAAUUUUUUUGAAUUGGGAAACUCUGAAUUUAAACCACACGUAGGAAUGUUCCCAUGGGCUCCCGUAUUAGACGUUAAUUUUACAGUACCACGUGAUAAUUUAUACGAGGAUUGGGCAGCUUCUGAUUGGCGUUUCUUUGCAGAAACUCCUGAAGAAAGUAUUAAAACUGGAAAAUAUAAACGAGAUUUGGCAUAUAUGGGAGGUGUUACCACUCAAGAAGCAGCAUUUAUUUUAUAUAACAAUGAAACAUUGGCUAGGAAUGAUUAUACAAUAGAUAAAGAAUUAUUCGAUCAAAAAGUUUGGGAAUUAGUUUUACGUUACAAUUAUACACUUAAUCCACAAGGUGUUUACGAAGCUAUAAAAUACAUGUACACAUAUUGGCCAGAUCCAAUGAAUGUUACACACAUUCGUGAUCAAUAUAUAAAUAUGUUAACUGAUUUUCAUUAUGUUGCACCAUAUGAUAAAAUAGCAAAAUUAUUAGUAGAGAAACAUGUACCUACUUAUCUGUACGUUUUAAAUACGACUACUGAAGCCUUUAGACUGCCACACUGGAGACGAGUACCUCAUGAUACCGAAUUACUUUGGUUGACUGGUGCACCUUUUAUGGAUGUUGAAUUUUUCCCUGAAAAAUGGAAAUUAAGAAGAGACAUGUGGACGGAAAAUGAUCGUAAUAUGAGUCGUUUCUUUAUGAAGGCAUAUUCUAAUUUUGCAAAAUAUGGACAUCCUAGUCCUUCACAGAUUUUGGGAUUACAUUUUGAUGUUGCUAAAUAUGGUCAAUUGCAAUAUUUAAAUAUUAACACAACAUUCAACAGUUCAAUUAUGAUAAAUUAUCGUCAAACCGAAAGUGCAUUUUGGUCGAUGUAUUUACCAACGGUUAUUGGUAGACUAGUCCCAACAUAUCCGCCUGUUACCGAGUACUGGUGGGAGCCUAAACAACCUUUACAAAUUGCAUUCUGGUCAAUGUCAACUGCCUGUUUAUUAUUGAUGGUAGUUUCAGUAGUUUGCUGUAUGCUUUGGCGUAAUGCCAAAAGACAAUCUGAUCACUACUAUAGCGGAGACAUCUUGAUGAUACGAGAGGAUGAACAUUCGUCGGAAGGAAUCGAAAAUUUAAAUCGUGCUUCUAAAGAAAAUAUAUACGAGUAUCGUGAUUUACCACCAAGAACUAGAGUACCACGACAGAAUGAAGCGAGAUUACAAGAACGUUUAGCGCAGAAUAGAAAAUUUAGUUCAACGCCAUCGUUAAGAAGUAAUUCAAACGUAUCUUUAAAAGAUAUGAGAUCAGAAGGUUUUGUUACGAGCUCUCCAAAUGGUAAACCUAGGCUCAAUAAAGCCGCCAGUCAAUCUACACUGCCCAAGAUUAAAAGUAAAACACAAUUAGUACAAGGUGUACCACAAACAGCUGUUUAAGCAGAAAUAUUUUCUGAAAAUAUAAUAAUACAUGAUGUGCCAUAAAAGAACCUUUGAGAAGCAGCUAUUGAGAACUGAUAUAACGACAAUGGCGGCUAUAUAUAAUAGUAGCUAAAAAUACAACAAUUUUUAUAAAGGUUCUAACAUCAAUUUAUGGUACUUAAUAAAAAUGAUUAAAAAUGUUAUCGAAUACAAGACAUUCCUAGAGAAUCAAAAGAUUAAUUUUAAUCGCAUUAUUACCAUUAUAUAAUAAGGAUAAUAUUUUAUACAACCUUUUGCAGAAAAAUAUCUUUAUUUUUACUGCAAUUUAUCCGUCCAUUACAUCUUAGAAAUAUAUAGAAAAAAAAUAUAUGUAUAUUCUGGUACAAUGUAUAUAUCAAAAGAUACUUCGAAAUAAUUACAUGGAUUUAAUAAUAUAAGUUCAAUUAUCGUACUAUUUUGUAAAAAAAAAAAAAAAAAAGAAAAAAAAAGAAAAAGAAAAAGAUUAUUGAGUUUUCUAAAAGAUAUUAUUUGCUGUAGCAUAUAAUUAAAUUUAUAAUGAAAAUAUUUUCUAAUUCAUAGUUGGAAUAAUAUAUCUCGUUAGGAAAUCAAGAAGAUUGUAUAUAUCAAAUUUUUGAUAAACCUUUUUUCAAGCAUAUCAAUCAAAGUUCAAUACAAUUUUAUUUGAUAAUAAUAAGAUUGGUGCCUUAUGAUAUGAAGAUUUUUUUUUUCUUUUUUUUUUUUUUUCUUUUUUACUUCUAUUAAUCAAAUGAGAUUUUUAUUUGUAAUAUAUAUAUAUAUAAAUGAUUUCUUUUAUAUAUAUAUAUAUAUAGAGUAAGAGUCAGAUAUAUUUAUAUAUUCUGCAUUAUUGCAAAUACGAUCAAAUACGAUCAAAUACGACGACUUUUAUUCAUCUUUUAUUAGCUACAUGUAAUAUUAUUUCUGUGCUAUGUUUUGAUAAUAUAUAUAUAUAUUAUAUAUAUAUAUUUUCAUUUUAUGGAAAUAAGUAUAAAAAAGAUACAUAUGAUAAUAUAUGUACAAUACUUUUGUAUAGUAUUUUUAAAGAUAUAUUUGAAAAAUGAUUAUACUAUAUUUAAAAUAAGUUAAUAUUUUAAUUAUUUUAAGAAUACGUAGUAAAUUUACUACAUGCACAUUUUGACUCAAGGUACCUAUCACAAAUGCAUUAUUUAUAUGAUAGUUUAACUUAUAUGUUUAACAAAAGAAUAUAUAUACAUUUAUAUAUAUAUAUAUUUUUUUUUUUAUAUUCCUCAUAAAUAUGUCAGCUUCGAUGUACAAGUGCAAUGCAUUUCUACGCAUGAAAAAUAGAUUCCUAGAUGAUAGUCGUCUAUUCAGAUAAUUUUCAUAAUUAUUAUUUAUAUUUUUAAUUGAACAAAUUAUUUCAUUAUUACUGUAAACAAUAUUUUACCAUUAGUGAUCUCAUUACUAUUGACAUUAUAUUAUUGUAAUAUUGAUAAGUAUAUUUUGCGUUGGACGAUUUCUCAUGUUGCUUGCGAACAGAAGUAUUAAUAAGACAUAUAUUUAUAUAAACAUGUUUUCAAUUCUUUUUUUUUUUUUUUUUUUUUUUUUUCUACAUU